Esox lucius (northern pike) is the source of this 1381-nucleotide messenger RNA. RefSeq lists its product as uncharacterized. The transcript is spliced from 3 exons. Lineage: Eukaryota; Metazoa; Chordata; Actinopteri; Esociformes; Esocidae. The record is from RefSeq and is a predicted model, not a curated record. Bases 221 to 916 code for a protein of 231 amino acids.
CACAACAGACUGGAAUGUGGGAACAAUGACUGCAGGAGGCUCCUUCCUGAUGAUGGAAACCAGUUUUUUGAGUCCUUCUAUAUCUUCAAACUGAUCCUAAGUCAGCAGUCUUUCAGAGGAACUUCCCAGAUACCGGCCAGAAAGGAGGGAACAACUUUGUGGGGGAAAAACAAACCUGGGCCAGGACAGGAUCACUUUCAGUUUCAUUUCGUGGGUUACCAUGGUUCAAACACUCAACAACAUGGAGGAACUUAGAGAUUCUGGGUUUGGUUGUCACUCGCCUAGACACGGGCUCAAGCUUCUUUACUGGUUCGCCAACAAUUAUAUUUCCUUUGACAAUAACAACCUGAUGGUGGCAAAAUACAACCCCAAUGUAGGACCCUUUGGUUUCCAUCGCUUCCUCAACAGGCUGGAGUGUGCCAAUCAAAUCUGCAAAAAACUGCUUCCUGAUGAUGACUACCCAUUUUAUGAGGUAGGAAACCUCCACCUCCCAGCAUCUAAAUCCAUGCCUAAAUAUGUCCGGAAAGGUGACACUGGCAACAUAGACCAAAGCAACAUGGACCGCCUCAUCAUCAGCAUGUGCACAGACAAGAUUGUGCAUAAGGUCUAUGUGACUCAGCAUGACGACCUAAAGACUUUUGACCCCGUCAACACCUAUCGCAUCAGCAGAGGGUUGCUCAUGAUCAUCUGUGGCCAUAGAUCUGCAGGCAUGUCACUGGGGGAAUUCCUGAAUCAAGCGGGCUAUUCUACCCAUCAGUCAAACAUAUACUCUUAUGAAAGUUACAACCCCACACAUGACCCAAGCGCUGGCUCAAGACCUGCCUCAAGCUCCACGCCCAGAGAUACCAUGAUCAAUAUGCAGGCAGAACCGGAAGCUGCACGAGGAUUUUGGGAUACAUUUUGUACCAUAUUGUAGACCAGCAGUUCCCAAUCCUGGUCACGCUGAGGACAUCCCCAUGGGGUGUGUGUAUUAUAUUGUCCCUAGUGUAAACAGGUUUAUGAAGCACAUUGGGGCAAAAUAUAAUGUAACAGUUAAUAGGGGUACAUUUUAUUGUUGCACCUGUACCUAUAGGUGCCUUGUAUGUGGAUGAAUCACUUGGAAGGAUGUUUAAGACAUGCUAUAAUUGUCACUUUCUGUAUCAGGACUCUUUUUCACAAAAUAUAGUGCAUGCCAUGUUUAAAUAAUGAUUAAGUAUUUUUGUAUUGACAAAAUUCAAAUAUUUUCUAUACAUUGGAUGUGUCUUAUGAUUUCUAUGUGGGUAAUGUGUUUUAUAGAAUCUAUCAUGCAAAUCCUUUCUGGGCACCAACUGUUUGAAUACACAUUGUUUCAACUAGAAUAUGUCAAAUGAUGAAACGGAAUAAACGUGGAAAAAUAACUUGA